This is a messenger RNA of Aspergillus tanneri, 1134 nucleotides long. RefSeq names its product Gfo/Idh/MocA family protein. Gene Ontology annotation, molecular function: nucleotide binding. The transcript has 4 exons. Lineage: Eukaryota; Fungi; Ascomycota; Eurotiomycetes; Eurotiales; Aspergillaceae. The coding region runs from base 1 to 1134 and encodes 377 amino acids. The record is from RefSeq and is a predicted model, not a curated record.
AUGGAGGGAAAAUCAUGUCUGCGAUGGGGUAUUCUGGCCACAGGACGAAUCGCCGAGAAUUUCGCAAAGGAUCUUCUUAUCGACCCGACGACCAGAGAGGUCACCGACGUUGCCCACGCCCUCAUCGGCGUCGCUUCCUCUCGCUCUGAAGAAGCAGCAAGCGCCUUUCUCGACAAAGUCCAUGCACCGUCAUCCUGCCGGGCAUACGGCAAUUAUGGAGACCUGGUCAACAGCUCCGAAAUCGACAUAGUUUACAUCGCGACGCCGCAUUCGCACCACUUCCAGAACGCCAUGCUUGCUCUGGAAGCCGGGAAGCAUGUCCUAUGCGAGAAGGCUCUGACGGUAAACGCGCAGCAGGCCAAGAAGCUCUUUGUCACUGCUGUGCAGAAGCAGCUGUUCCUCAUGGAGGGCCUGUGGACGCGGUUCCAGCCAGCUGGCGUGCAAGUUCGCCGUCUCCUCCGGGACGCUGAUGACCGAAUGGUGAAGAAAGAGCUGGCGGGCGGUGCACUGUUGGACUGUAGGCAUGCCAGCUCCUGGCUCUCCCGCAACCAUACUGACAAGAAGGCAGUGGGCGUCUACUCCAUUCACUGGGUGCUACAGGCGCUGCAAAACGAAAACCGCCGUCCAACGGAGAUCUAUUCCAUCAUGAGCAAGUACCCUGCCACUGGCGUCGAUGAAACGACCACCAUCAUGAUGAAGUUUCCAGCUGCCACCGGAGACGGGCCUGAGGUGCACGCCAUUGCCGCCGCAAGCCUGCGCGCCGCGACUAAUUCAGAUGGUAAGGGCCCUGCAGUGCGCAUCCAGGGCGAUCGAGGAGAGAUACAGAUCUUCGGAUGGCCCUGGUGUCCAUCCAAGCUGCGUGUCGUCCAGCGAGAGCAAGGCUUCGGCAACGUGGGAGUCGCCCGUGAGUUAACUAACCUCAUCCCUGGCGGCGCACACGGGCUCUGCUUCGAGGCAGACGAGGCGGCGCGCUGUAUCCGCGAGGGUCGACUGCAAAGCGCCGAGAUGCCCUGGGCCGAAAGUCUGGUCGUAAUGGAGAUCAUGGAUGCGGUGCGCAAGGAGAUGGGUCUGUCGUUCCCAGAUGAGAUUGAAUCUCUGGCGUAUCCAGUGGAAUUGCAUUCUAAGCUCAAUUAG